Messenger RNA from Parnassius apollo (apollo), 3138 nucleotides. The record is from the annotation of a GenBank genome assembly. NCBI's taxonomy places the organism in Eukaryota, Metazoa, Arthropoda, Insecta, Lepidoptera, Papilionidae.
AUGAAGUUGUUUCAAUAUGAUUCUUCAUCAAGGCAAUCUACACCAGACCCGUUUAGUGAUAAUGGAGAGUAUGGUUCCGAUAACGACUAUGAUCCAGGUUAUGAUGAUAAUACAGACAGCACUAGCACUGUUAGUGAUCACACAAAGCAACGUGAAAAGAAACAAUUAAAGAAACGUUCCAAGGACAACGCAACGAGGUCACAUGGUAAACGCAACUCUGAAAGCAGUGUAAGUAGCAGCUCUGAUUCUGACGAUCGAACCGAAGGCUUUAGCGAGUGCACGGAUGUAUGUGAUAGCGAUGACAACGAGGAUGAUACAAAUUCAAUAUCGGCAGAAUCUAGUGAUGAGAGUAUUUUUGACAGUAGAAAGAGAAAAAAGAAAGGGCAGAGUUCCCCUUUAGGAUCAAGAUACAAAAAACCUAAGAUCGCCAGUGCAGAUCAGAGUACCGACACUAUGUCGUUAGACCCUGAGGCAUUGCUAAAUAAUAUAGAAAAUCUUGAAAGCUCUUCAGUGCAACUCGAUCCUGCAGUAUUAGAAAAUAUCUCAAUUUAUUCACAUAUCGAAGGAAGUCACUCCCAUACUAAUCCACAAAUUCAAGGUGCUGAAGACGACCAUGCUGCUGCAGCUGCUGAGGUUAAUCCCGCGCCUGCCAACCUACGUGCACUGGAACUAGACGCAGCUGCGCAGCGCCACUCUCCUGGUUCUCCUGCACCGGAUCCAGCAGCUGCUGAGGGAAAUCCCGCGCAUGACAACCUACCUGCCUUGGACCUGGAUGUAGCUGCGCAGCACCGCUCUCCUAGCUCUCCUGCACUGGAUCGGGAGGCUGUUGAGGGAAAUCCCGCGCCUAUCAACGUAUCUGCCCUGUACCUGGAUGCAGCUGCACAGCGCCGCUAUCCUGGCUCUCCUGCACCGGAUUCAGCAGCUGCUGAGAGAAAUCCCGCGCUUGACAACCUACCUGCGCUCAGCGCUCUCCCUAGCUCUCCUGCACUGAAUCGGGAGGCUGUUGAGGGAAAUCCCGCGCCUGUCAAAUUAUCUGCCCUGUACCUGGACGCAACUGCGCAGCGCUGCUCUCCUGGCUCUCCUGCACCGGAUCCAGCAGCUGCUGAAAGAAAUCCCGCGCCUGCCAACUUAUCGGCCCUGGAUCUGGACGCAGUUGAGCAGCGCCGCACUCCUGGCUCUCCUGUAUCGGAUCCAACGGCUGCUGAGGAAAAUCCCACGCCUUCCAACCUACCUGCUCUGGACCUGGACGCAGCUACGCAGUGCCGCUCUCCUAGCUCGUCUGCAUCAGAUCGGGAGGCUGCUGAGGAAAAUCCCUCGCCAGCCAACCUUCCUGCCCUGGACUUGGACGCAACUACGCAGUGCCGCUCACCUAGCUCUUCUGCACCACCAGAACUAAACGCUACUGUAAGAUAUCCAACUCCGGCCAGCACACUUGCACUGGAGGUAGUUGCAGAGCGUGGCUUGUCCGGCUCUCCUGUGCCAGAACGAGAUGCUGCCGAAACGAAUUCUGCGCCUACCAGUCCAUCUGCUUUGGAUCGGGAAGCAUUUGUACAACGCAAUCCUUCUAUCUGUCAUGUGCUGGACCCAGAGGCCGCCGAAAGAAACUCCGUGCCUGACACACUCCCCGAGAUAAGUCCAGCGACCAAUUGCAGACCAAGCACUCCUCCACUGAUAAAUUAUGAUUUGGAACACACGAACACAGACAUACCUUCGUUCGAGUUUGAUGAAAGUUCAGCAGGUGUCCAGUUUGAAGUCAACCCAGCUAUGACAGUUAUGGAAAUAUUUGAUAAAAUUCUUAAUCCUAAUAUUGUAGACUAUAUUGUAACAUGUAUUAAUACGUACGGGCGAGCACUAUGCGAGACAACAAGACCUACUACUCGAAACUCACGUAGCUAUAACUUUAGGGACACAAACCGGGAAGAAAUCUUGAAAUUUUUUGGAUUAUGUUUGCUUAUGGGUCAAAUCAAAAUUCCUCAAAAACGCAAAAAUUUUACGUAUUCCGACCCACUGUAUUAUCACCCAAGUUUGCACUAUGUGAUGUCCGCUCGAAGAUUUGAGCAAAUCUUGAGAUGUAUUUAUGUAUCAGAUUUAGAUUCAAAAGGAAAAGAUAAAAUUGAAAAAUUUAUUAAUGCUAUUACCAAGAGCUUCAUGGAGUGCUAUAAGCCAUACAAACAGUUAAGUUUGGAUGAAUCUUUGCUUUUAUUUAGAGGCCGCCUUGCCUUCAGACAAUAUAUAAAGAGCAAAAAAACACAACUGCUGGAACUGGCAAAAAAAUCUGAAAAGAUCGUCCUUCGUCUCAUGAGACCAUAUUUGCUGAAGGGACAUCAAUUAUACAUGGAUAAUUAUUACAAUUCCGUAACACUUUCGCAAAAGCUAGUUGACUUAAAAACUCACACCACAGGUACCUUACGUUCAAACAGAAAAGAUAAUCCCAAAGACAUCAUUAAGAAAAAACUCAAGAAGAAUCAACAUGUGUGGGUACGAAAAAAUAAGGUCUAUGUUUCAAAAUGGGUUGACAAGCGACCAGUUCUUAUGGUAACAACUUCAGUUCAUCCUCGGCUUAUAGAAAUACAAAACAGAUUUCAACAAAGAAAAAUUAAACCCGCAGAAGUGGCAGAAUACAAUCAACACAUGUCCGGAGUUGAUAGAGCAGAUCAAAUGAUCUCAUAUUACUCCUCACCAAGGAAAACAAUCCGGUGGUAUAAAAAAGUGAUGUUCCACUUGUUGGAUGUCGCAGUAUGGAACUCAUUUUUUAUUUUCAAAAAAUACUGCCAAGCCAAUUGUGAUUUCUUGCUUUUCCGAGAGGAAUUGAUUCGAAGACUGUUGGACUUACCAGCAGAUUUAACAGCAGAGCAAGUGAUUUUAGCUCGCAGCAAAUAUGACAACAGAAUCAGAGCUAAUUUAUUGCCACUUCCAGUCAGUACCAUUGACGACGACGUCGGAAGCUCAAGAGUCCAUGGUCACUGGCCUGAGAAAAUACCCGUGCAAGAGGGUUCAAACAAAACAUCAAAGUACUUGAAAUGCAAGAUGUGCACGAAAAAAAAGGUGAGAAGGGAGACUUGCCUGAGAUGUAAAGGUUGCCCUGAAAAGCCAGCACUGUGUGCUCUUUGCUUCGAAGAGUGGCACAAAGAAGUAUAA